Penicillium vulpinum is the source of this 882-nucleotide messenger RNA. RefSeq lists its product as uncharacterized. Gene Ontology annotation, molecular function: hydrolase activity. Bases 1 to 882 code for a protein of 293 amino acids. Gene Ontology annotation, biological process: nucleotide catabolic process. The record is from RefSeq and is a predicted model, not a curated record. NCBI's taxonomy places the organism in Eukaryota, Fungi, Ascomycota, Eurotiomycetes, Eurotiales, Aspergillaceae. The transcript has 4 exons.
AUGGCUUUUAGGGGGAUCCUUAAUGGGACCAACAACAACAAAGAAGUGGCAAGGAUUCAGCCAGCUUCCGAAAUGAUACAGCAAGAUGGGUUCAAGGAUGCAGUCAAUCGCCAGGAUAUUGAUCUUUUUGUGCUUAUUGGACACAACCCCGUCAAACCUGGAAUCCCCAAGCGUGAAAGCAGCUUCCCGAUUCUAAUGGAAAGCGCAACUGGAUCCCGACGCAUGUUAAAUACCCCGAUCGGACUCAAUGUGACCAAAGGAAUUAUCAACAGUGAUAACAGUCUCAAUUUAACCUUUAUGUACGGCUGCGUGCCACGGACACAAUAUAUAUCAUGCAAACCGUUCGGCGACGAGGGCAACAUAUAUACACCGUGGUACAGAUGCUGCUACUGCGACUGUGGGGCCAGUCGGUACGACCUAGUCCAGGGCCCAUUUACUGUGGAUGAAGCCUAUAUCCCCUGCCCCACGAAUACCUUCAAAUUCAUCGCUGACGCUCCUUACUCGCUGGCUUCGAAAGUCCUCAACCCCUCACCUCGCAUCGAGACUGGGCUUCUCAAGCCAAAAAAAAAUCUCCUUCGCGUACUUGAAAAGGAUACCUUAACCCCGGGAUAUACAAUCUGCGAUAAUGUUGCUACCGCUGCGCUUCCACCAGUCGGUCAACCAGACAAGGUGGAUCGUAUUUUCUCUGAUUUUUUUGGUGGGAGGAUUGUUGCGGCGUUGAAUUCCACAAAUCCGCCGAAGAAUUACACAACGGACGACACUCAUCUUUAUCUCCCCGAGUUUACAACAAAUAGCUUCAUACCCACUUAUGCCUCUAUGGCCUCGCAAGAUAAAAACGGUGACUGUCCGAUUGGGGGAUUAAUGAGACGGUGUUUGGAUUGA